AAACACUGUACAAGAGAAUAAAAGACCUUCCCUUCCUGGAGCCGAGGAUUUGUGAGGAACGAAAGAGAGAAGACGGCAAAUUUGAAAGAGUGCGGCUGACACUUAACGAAUCAGUUACAUAAGAGCAGAGAUUAUUCUUCUAAAACUAAUGAAAACAACAAAGCUAAAAUAGAAAUGGCGAACAAACAACUCCAUAUAUUAUCUUCAAGAUCCAGAUCUCCAAUCCUCCUCUUCACAAUCUGUCUUUUCGCCUUUUCUCUUCUUUUCGUACUCUUCUCUCUGUCCACCCGUCACCCAUCAGCCUCUUCAUACCCUAACACUAACCCCAAUCUCUCUCUCAAACCCGAAACCUCCUUCGUCGCUUCCCUCGAGCACUUCCUCGAUCACAAAUACCCGAGAUCCUCCUCCUCCUCUCCGUUUCCUACAGUUAGCGAAGAGGAUGUGUCAAGAUUCGACGAUCAAGUGUUUUCCAAAGAGCGCGAUCGAUUUUACAGAGAACCCUACUACCCGUUGGAUUUGCCAAUUAGGGUUUACGUUUACGAGAUGCCGUCCAAAUUCACCUACGAUUUGCUUUGGCUGUUUAGAAAUACUUAUAGAAACACUGAUAAUCUCACCUCUAAUGGCAGCCCCGUCCAUCGAUUAAUCGAACAGCAUUCUGUUGAUUACUGGCUUUGGGCCGAUCUGAUUGCGCCCGAAUCGGAAAGGUUGUUGAAAAGUGUGGUGAGAGUUGAGAGGCAGGAGGAUGCGGAUCUGUUCUACGUGCCUUUUUUCACAACUAUAAGCUUUUUCUUAUUGGAGAAACAACAAUGCAAGGCGCUUUAUAGGGAAGCUCUGAAGUGGGUGACAGAUCAGCCUGCAUGGAAACGAUCGGAAGGAAGGAAUCACAUAUUUCCUAUUCAUCAUCCAUGGUCUUUCAAAUCUGUUCGUAGAUAUGUCAAAAAUGCAAUUUGGUUGUUACCAGAUAUGGAUUCCACAGGGAACUGGUACAAACCAGGACAAGUUUUUCUGGAGAAAGACCUAAUUCUUCCUUAUGUCCCCAAUGUGAAUUUGUGUGACACUAAAUGCAUAUCAGAAAGUGAAUCAAAGAGAAGCACCUUGCUUUACUUUCGUGGGAGGCUUAAAAGAAAUGCAGGUGGGAAGAUACGUGCCAAACUUGUAGCAGAACUAAGUGGUGCCGACGGUGUGCUUAUAGAGGAGGGGACAGCUGGAGAGGGAGGGAAAGCAGCAGCUCAAAUUGGCAUGCGCAAGUCCAUUUUUUGCUUAAGUCCAGCUGGUGAUACACCGUCAUCUGCCAGAUUAUUCGAUGCCAUUGUCAGUGGUUGCAUACCAGUUGUAGUCAGUGAUGAAUUAGAGUUGCCUUUUGAAGGAAUACUUGAUUACAGAAAGAUAGCUUUAUUUGUUUCUUCCAGUGAUGCUGUACAACCAGGUUGGCUAUUGAAAUUCUUGAAAAGCAUUAGCCUUGCUCAAAUUAGGGGAAUGCAAAGAAACCUUGCCAAGUAUUCAAAGCACUUUAUUUAUUCCAGUCCAGCUCUACCCCUAGGACCUGAAGAUUUGGUUUGGAGAAUGAUGGCUGGUAAACUGGUGAACAUCAGGCUUCACACACGGAGAUCACAGCGUGUGGUGAAAGAGUCUAGAAGUGUAUGUGCUUGUGAUUGUAAACGUGCCAACUUUACAGUCCCGGUUCUUUGAUAAUGCAAGGCUAAGUUCUCUCACUCGCAUAUUGAAAGUGAUUCUUGUUUGCACCCAUACGAGUAUGUUGGCAUGUAAGUUUUUAAUGGUUAUUUUAUAUUUUAACUAUAUGGAACGGCAGCGGAUAAUGAAUAUCGAUUUGUGUUAAAGAUCUUUUUCAAUUUUCUCCCUUUUAAAUCCAGCUAUUGAAGAAUUUGUAUUGCAGAGGAAUCUUUGAUUUACUUAGGUAGUGUAAGGAGUAUAACAAUCUCUGAUUCAUUUUUUUUCAAGUCAUGGCCUUCACAUUA
This is a messenger RNA of Populus nigra (black poplar), 1976 nucleotides long. Its product is annotated as probable arabinosyltransferase ARAD1. Gene Ontology annotation, molecular function: glycosyltransferase activity. The record is from RefSeq and is a predicted model, not a curated record. Bases 175 to 1689 code for a protein of 504 amino acids. The transcript has 9 exons. Lineage: Eukaryota; Viridiplantae; Streptophyta; Magnoliopsida; Malpighiales; Salicaceae.